AUGGCACCCAAAAAAGAUAAGCAAAAAGAAUCAGCAAAACAACCCAAGCCAUCUCAGUCGCUCCGAAUCCUUCCCCCAUCCAUGAGUCAAAAUAAGCCAGAAACACCCAAACAGUUGGUCCCUUUUCCUGGUUGCACUCCAAUCUCAGUUGCCACACCAAUAUCAGUUGCUAAUAAAUUCUCUAGUUUAGGUUCCACAGUUGGCCAAAUUCGCCCCAGUUAUCAGUCGACCUUAAUCUCCAGUUAUGAUCCUUUUUCAGUUGAUCCCUCAGCUAGUCCCUCAGUUGCCUUCAAAAAGACAUCUCCCUAUUUGCCCAAAAGCAAUUUUCACAUGUUCGUUGUUGAGCCUGUCUAUGAUAUUAAUUCUGAUCCAGUUGCCAUAGCCAAACACUAUUUCCCUCCAGGAUUUCAUUAUAUGCCGCCUAGUCCAUACAAGUCUCUCAAGUAUUAUAGUGAUAUAUUACUUGAAACUCAGUCAGUCGAAAUUAAGCCGAUAAAGGAUUGUGAUCACCCUGAAAUCAUCCUUUAUCAUUCCCUCUAUAUCCACAAAGUCAUGAGUCAAGAUUCUUUCAGUAGCCACCCUUAUGAGUUGAAAACCUUUCAGUCAAAAUUGCAAUAUAAUUAUUCUGAUUAUAUUGAAGCCUGGUACUCUAUUUUCCUCCACCAAUAUGAGGACUUUAGUCAUUCCUGGUUUAUAAAUUUUGACAAUAAGUUCAAAUGCUCCUUUUCCUAUGGUUCCUCCACUGAUGGGAAAAACAUGGUCCAAUUGAUGAAAUUCUUCCUGUUUCAGUCCAUGAGCUAA
Messenger RNA from Prunus armeniaca (apricot), 801 nucleotides. Lineage: Eukaryota; Viridiplantae; Streptophyta; Magnoliopsida; Rosales; Rosaceae. The record is from the annotation of a GenBank genome assembly.